AUGAAGUUCCUGUUCAUCGUUACCACCUCAACAGCGACCAUCUUUUCGUUGGCCUCCAUCGGCGCCCUGGGUCAAACCACCAACUUUUGCGAUCCUGCACUGUGCCCUUCGGGUGGACCACAUAUCGCUUGCAAUGGGCUGAGCGGACCGAGUGCUUCCUGCGGUGCAGGAUCCUUCGAGGUCACCAUGGACAGCACAAAGCAAGCGCUUAUUACGAAUCAGCACAACCAUCUGCGCAGCCGGGUUGCUCUUGGUAACCAAAACUACGUGACGAACGCCUUCUAUCCACCAGCUGCCCGGAUGGCUACUUUGGAGUGGGACAACGAGCUGGCACAUAUUGCUGCCACCAAUGCGAGACGUUGCGUAUUCGCACAUGACAGAUGCCGGAACACCGCUACCAUGAGAGCCGUUGGACAGAACAUCGCCAUAAAAAUGUUCUACGGACAGGACAUUUCGGAUGAAGUUCUUAUUCAAGGGUUCAUCGAUUCUUGGUUUUCUGAGUAUGCAGAUUCCAACCCAUCCCACAUUGCCAGCUACCCAGCUAACCAUCAGGGGCCGGCAAUUGGACACUUUACUCAAAUCGUUUCGGAUCGCUCCAGCCGGAUUGGCUGUGCGAUGGUGAGCUACAUUCAAGCGCCAUGGAUCAAUAAAUUGUUUGUGUGCAAUUACGGUCUGACGAAUAUCAUCAGCCAACCAGUCUACGUAGCAGGACCAACGGGGUCCCAAUGCCAAACCGGGACCAGUGUACAUUUCUCCGGUUUGUGUAGCACAUCGGAGGUCGUGAGCAAUAAUCCAUAACCACACAAUGCAAUGUAUCAAAGUUGCAAAUAUUUAUAAUAAAAGAGA
Molecule: messenger RNA, 846 nt
Organism: Ochlerotatus camptorhynchus
Lineage: Eukaryota; Metazoa; Arthropoda; Insecta; Diptera; Culicidae
Product: antigen 5 like allergen Cul n 1-like
Exons: 4
Coding region: 1-798 (265 amino acids)
Source: RefSeq, a predicted model, not a curated record